UUUUGUCUACAGGACAUGAGGAGUAUUUUUGGGGUGUUGGUUUGUCUGUCUUUCGGCCAGUGUGCUUUACUUCCUGACUACCGCACUACAGAGUUUGGGUUACAGCCUACUGACAACAUUUCGAUUGCGUCACCAUUCCCUCCGGGAGCAGCAGAGCCUGACUUAUCCUAUUGUCAGAUGCUUCUGGAAGCUCCGGUUCCGCCCACAGCGGACCAGGUACCCUGGUACUGCAUCUGUUCUGCUUGCUCCGGAAACAGAGGCCAGAAAGGAGACCGAGGCGACCGCGGACUGCAAGGAGUUCCUGGUAGUCCAGGUCCAAGAGGCCUCACUGGGCUUCCCGGCCGUCCAGGAUUCACAGGACGCCCUGGCAUAAAGGGUGAGAAAGGUGAAAUGGGAGAUAAAGGUGACAUUGGUCCCGCUGGAUUUUCAGGACCGAAGGGAGACAGGGGGUUCAAAGGUGAGAAGGGUGACCGUGGUCUGGAUGGUCCUGCGGGAGAUCAGGGUCCAAAGGGAGAAGAUGGUCAGUGCCCAGAAACCUGUGAGCCCGUACCAGGGGCGGAUGGUGCACCGGGUCUUCCCGGCCCUGUAGGUGCACGUGGGUUACCUGGGCUGUCUGGAGACCCUGGUCCCAAAGGACUGAAGGGCGAUCCAGGUGUUGCGGGCGUGCCUGGCGUUCCAGGUGUACCAGGGCAGAAGGGUGACCAAGGUCCACAGGGCCUGUGCAAUUGUCACGAUGGGGCUCCAGGAGCCCAGGGUCAAAAGGGUGAUAAGGGUGAUAAGGGAGAAAUGGGUUUGAUAGGGCCACAGGGUCCGAACGGAACCACAGGACCUAAAGGUAAUCAGGGAGAAAUGGGAAUGGUGGGUAUGCCUGGACCUUGCUCACCUGCCGUGCAAUCUGCUUUCUCCGCCGCUAUGCUCACCUCCUUUCCUCUACCGAACCGACCAGUGCCUUUCAAACGUGUCAUCUACAACUUAAACCAGCACUACAACCUUGAAAACGGCGUCUACACGGCCCCUGUUAACGGAACCUACGUGUUUAGCUACCAUCUGCAAGUGUCCACCCGUAUGCUGAGGGUCGGACUCUUCCACAACUUUGAGGCCGUGGUGAGGACAACUACGCCAGUGGAAAUGAACACCGCCUCUCAGCAGGUGGUGCUGAGUCUGAGUCAGGGUGACUGGGUGUGGGUGCAGGUGAAAGACACCACCACUAACGGCAUUUAUACCGGUUCCGAAGCCAGCAGCACAUUCAGCGGGUUUCUUUUGUACCCAGACAAAUGUGAUGACAUGUUUGGAAGAGAUUUAAGCCCAAUCGAGUUCCCCGAAAGAGAGAUUGAAUGGGAAGCUCCAUAAAGACCCACAUCUGUACCUUACACUCUUAACCUACACCUUUAACUCUUAACCAACCCCCACAUUCUAAACCAGCACCCAAAUGUUUAUCUACAGCCUAGACCAGGGGUAGCCAACCUUGCUCUUGGAGGGCUACCAUUCUGCAGAGUUUAGCUCCAACCCGAAUUAAACGUACCUGAACCAGCUAAUCGAGGUGCUCAGGAUUACUUGAAAGUAACAUGCAGGUGUUUUGCAGCAGGGUUGGAAUUGAAGUCUGCAGGAAGGUAGCGCUCCAGGAGCAGGGUUGGCCUCCCAUGCCCUAGACUUACAUCCUAAACUCUUAACUUACACCCUGAAAACUGUAACCUGAACUCUUAACCAACACCCAAAAUUCUAAACCAGAAUAAUGUAUCUACUCCCUAGACCUGCACCCUAAUCAACCUAUCCCCAACAUUCUUAACGUUCACCAAAACUAGACCUACACCCAACAAUUAAUCCUAAACUUUGAUCUACUCCUUAGACCUGCGCCCUGAUCUAUUAACUCACAGCCAGAAUUCUAAACUUCUAACUACAAUCCUAAACCUACAUCCAACAAUCUAAGUCUAAACUUUUAUGUACUCCUUAGACCUACACCCAACAUUCUAAACUUUCACUCAAACUUUUAACUACACCCUAGAUCUACACUCCAGGGCAAAAAUGGACCAAGCCCAAAAUGGUUAAACACAAAUUUUUGAUCAGGAAAUUAGCCAAAUUUAAGCAAAUGCACUACUUAAAAAGCCAUUGCCAUCAUCAAAGACAAAGUUAAGCUUUUGGCAGAAUAUGGGAAAUUGUGUGUGGAGUCACGAAACACGAGUUGCAUGGUGAUGCUCCAGAGCACUGUCUUCGAAAAUCUGCUGAGAAAUAUAAUAAUAAAUGCAUCUCUACCACAGUGAAGCAUGGAGAAAGAGAAGCCAUUUCAGCUGUUGGCAUUGGUGAGCUACUUCACUGUGAAAAGUCAUUUAUUGCUUUGGAGUACAGGAAAUUAUUGCAGAAUGGCUUGCUUCCCACAUAUAAAAAGUUAUCUAAAGAGGAAUGAUCAGAUGUUAUUUUUCAACAGGGUAAUUCUCUUGCCCAAACUGCAAAGACAACCAACAAGUGGCUUGAGAACAAGUCAAUCAGCCUCAUGUUUUGGCCUGUUCAGAGUCCAGAUAUGAACCCUAUAGUGAAUAUUUGGUCUCAAAUUAAACUCAAACGAACCUAGAGACAUUUUUCAACUACUCAUGAACUGUUUGAAGCCAUUAACAUUGAGUGAAACAACACUGACUGCUCCUCCUGUCAAAAGCAGUCUCCAAGUUGGGGAAGGUCAUUCCGUGUUGCUUUAUCUAGAGUAUUUGUGCAAUUCUUGCUAAUUUCCAGUGAUUUGUGAUUAAAAAAGACCAUUAAAAGACCACUAAAUAUUUUGCCAUUUUGGCUUGCCCCAUUUUUUUUUUUUUUUUUUUUUUUUGUACUCCCAACAUUCUAAACCCAAACAUUUACCUACUCCCUAAACCUACACCCAACAUUCUAAACCCAAACUUUUAUCUACUCCCUAAACCUACACCCAACAUUCUAAACCCAAACAUUUAACUAUUCCCUAAACCUACACCCAACAUUCUAAACCCAAACAUUUAACUAUUCCCUAAACCUACACCCAACAUUCUAAAUCCAAACUUUUAUCUACUCCCUAAACCUACACCCAACAUUCUAAACCCAAACAUUUAUCUACUCCCUAAACCUACACCCAACAUUCUAAACCCAAACAUUUACCUACUCCCUAAACCUACACCCAACAUUCUAAACCCAAACAUUUAACUACUUCCUAAACCUACACCCAACAUUCUAAACCCAAACAUUUAUCUACUCCCUAAACCUACACCCAACAUUCUAAACCCAAACUUUUAUCUACUCCCUAGAGCAGGGGUAUCCAAUCCUGCUCCUGGAGGGCCACUGUCCUGCAAGUUUAACUCCAACCCCGGUUAAACACACCUGGACCAGCUAAUCAAGGUCUUACUAGGCAUACUAGAAACUUCCACACAGGUGUGUUGAGGAAAGUUGGAGCUAAACUUUGCAGUACAGUGGCCCUCCAGGACCAAGUUUGGACACCCCUGCCCUAGACCUCCACCCAAAACUCUAAACUUUCACCCAAACUUUUAACUCCACCCUAAACCUGCAACCUACGUUCUAGACCCACACCCUAAUCCAAAUGAUUUUGUCCUCUCACAAGCCUCUAAAAUGAUCCACUUUUCCACCUAAACCCCUAGCAUUUCUAAAAUCCUCCACAUUACACAGAUUCUAUUUUAAGACCACUUUAUGUAGUUUGUAUGUAGAAGUGAACCUUCGGCUGAACGAAGAGCCUUCUCUUUCACAUAUUUGGAAUGAAUUAGUACAGGUGGGUGUGAUCGGUGUUUAUUUACAGUGUAUGUCUUGUAACUUGAUUAACUGUAUUGUGCCUCCAUCAAUAGCUGUAUUGUACCUCCCACGUAGAUCAGUCGUGAGGUUGCUCCCUUGACAGACAUGUUUCAGCCGGAUGUUUGUAAAGAAUGUAAGAUGAGCAGGAAUCAGCUGUUAUAUCAUCCUCCCAGCUAUUCAGUGGAAACACACUGAGGAUAAGAGCAAAAAUGAGAACAGGAAAGAAUGUUUGCACGUCUCAGGAUAGGUGACCGGAGAGAAGAGGUACAAGUCAGAGAGGUGUUGUCUUACACAAUAGAAGUGUUAAACCCCUGUUAGAGAGAGAAAGGGAGUUCUUUUUACGUAGGAUUAUUCCGAUGAUGGGGAACCUCUUACGGUGUUAACUUCACACAUUGGGCCUGGGGGAGAGAGGGCCCACCCAUAAAAUUGUUGUCCAAGGCGCUGUGAAUUUUAGCAACAACCUGCAACAAUAUGACACAACACAACAUGACAAGAAAUAAAAACAAUGAUGUUCAUGCUCAUGUUCUGUGUAUUGAUUACCCUUAUAUU
Ctenopharyngodon idella (grass carp) is the source of this 4302-nucleotide messenger RNA. RefSeq names its product complement C1q tumor necrosis factor-related protein 7. The annotation marks the transcript as partial. Gene Ontology annotation, molecular function: protein binding. The transcript is spliced from 4 exons. NCBI's taxonomy places the organism in Eukaryota, Metazoa, Chordata, Actinopteri, Cypriniformes, Xenocyprididae. The record is from RefSeq and is a predicted model, not a curated record.